AAAGCAUCGGUUUAGAGAGUUUGAGUGGUUUGAACGUCUUUAAUAAUAAGAAAAUCACAGGUUUUGCUGACGGAAAAAGUCCUCCUCACAAUGAAUGUUCCGGGAAAGUACGUCCGUGCACCAUCAUCGAAAAUCAGUUCACCUUCAAAAUCAGGAAAACCGGGGAAAUAUGUCCGUGUUCAGGUACCAGCGAACGACCCAUUCGACCAUUAUUAUUUGGAACCAGUGGACCAAACACAACUGCUGGAAGCUAAGGUUUCCGAGUUGCAAGAAGUGAUUCGGGAGUUAACGAAUACUAGAAACUCCACUACACCUGUUCCGCUUCCAAAAAACGAUGCUGCGUCUAACGAAGGUCCAAUUCGCUGGGACAUCAUAAAGCCUUUCCCAAAGAAUGUGCCUACCUCAAAAAUGUGGGAGGCCUGGAAACGGUUCAUUGAGGACUUCGAGAUUGCAGCCUCACUCGCAAACAUUCGUAAUCAAAAGCGCCGGAUGGACAUGCUUCUGCUCUCCAUGGGGGAUGAGCUCAAAAGUAUCGUACGUGCAGCUAAACUCCGUCCACCUGCGGAUGAUAAUUGUUUCAUAAAAUUUGUGAACAACAUCGAUGUUUACCUCAAAUCGAUGACAGAUCCUGCUGCGGAGCAUGAGGCGUUCUCCAACAUGCGCCAAGAAGAAGGCGAAUCAGCAAUAAGUUUUCACGCCCGCCUUACUGAGAAAGUCCGAUUGUGCGGAUACAGUGAAGCUGAUACUGAUCGGUUCGUCUGGACUCAGCUUACGAAAGGUCUUCGGAAUGCGGAUUUGCGGAAAGAUGCACGGAUAUAUGGUCACGACGUAAACAAAAUUGUUGUUUCUGCUACAAGGGCAGAGGCAUUCGCUUCGGAUUCCAUUCAGCCGGUAAUUGAAAGCUCCGCCAUGACAGUCAGCAGGAAUUUCAAACCGGUUCGAAGCAGUCAACGGUCUCGACCUUUUCGUCAACCAAACUAUCAAGCUCGGGCCAGGAAUCAAAACAGGUAUAAUCCGUAUGGAUCUCAUCGAAGAAACCAAAUUCCUCGGCGAAAAAGGUGCAUAAGAUGUUUCGAAAGCAUACACAUCGAUGAACCAUGCCCUGCAGAGGAUAAACAAUGCUACCGAUGUAGGAAGAUCGGUCAUCUGGCAAAAGCGUGUCGCAAUCCCGAAGUGGAUGUCAUCCAGGACUAAAAGUUUAUCGCUCGUGAACGUGCCAUCGAUAAAACCGACGAACAGGUAACAGAUGAAAUUUGAAUUCCUGAAAUUAAAAAAGAACAAGUAU
This is a messenger RNA of Uranotaenia lowii, 1285 nucleotides long. RefSeq lists its product as uncharacterized. Gene Ontology annotation, molecular function: nucleic acid binding; zinc ion binding. The transcript has 2 exons. The record is from RefSeq and is a predicted model, not a curated record. Lineage: Eukaryota; Metazoa; Arthropoda; Insecta; Diptera; Culicidae. Bases 91 to 1194 code for a protein of 367 amino acids.